Linum trigynum is the source of this 2231-nucleotide messenger RNA. Lineage: Eukaryota; Viridiplantae; Streptophyta; Magnoliopsida; Malpighiales; Linaceae. The record is from the annotation of a GenBank genome assembly.
ACACUGUGUUUGGCAACUAGAGGGUACAAAUUCGAGGGGGGUACAAGUUGAAGGGUAAAUUGGUGGGGGGUGCAAUUUGUUGGGGGUGUAAGUGGAGGGAUAAAUUAUAGUUUGGAUGAAAAAAUAGGGGGUGCAAAUUAGUGAAAAGUGGUAUCAGAGCUAAACUCGAUCCCUUGUCUAGGGUUUUUAGCUUCCGAGUCAAGGCAAAGUCCAAGCUACCUUCACAGUAGCCACUGCUGGUAGUCAAUUCAAUGUUGGCGUCCCUCCAACAUCAUCUUAGCGUUCCCUCGAUAGUCAUGGUUGCCGUUGAAAGAAGAGCCGAUGUCACUCCGGCCUUCUACUCCGGAUCCGGUAUCAUAGUCGGCGAAGUCCUUCCCGCUGUUAAGAAUGAGAUCUCUAGUCCGCCGUCGUCGUCAUCAUCGAUUGUGCUCUUGUUAUCAAUCGUCGUCCUUGCCACGGCUGGUUGUCAUCAUCGUUGUCGAAGCUUUCGUUGCAGCGUCGCCUUGCAUCGAGGCACCUUCGCGUCAUGUUCAGCAACGAUGACCUUGUCAUCAAUCGCGCGGACUUGUCCGUCUCCAGAUUGCCAGUAAAAGUCCAUUAUUGCUCGGGUCAGCGGGGAUCUCUUCAUCAAGGUCACGGAGAACUCCUAAAGUUUGACGACUUCACCCGUCGAGUGGCGGCUUUAAUCUCUUGCCGCAGCAUCCACUAUCGCAAAAACAAAGGUUUGGUUAAAUUGUCCAUGUUCUUUGGUGGAGUCAUCUUAUUUAGUGGUCUUCUCCUCCACAUAAUAGCCAGACUUUCACGUGAACUCCAUGAUGGGGAAACUUCAAUAUCUAAGUUCUGUGCACCCCCCGGAAUUCCAUGUCUGGGUCUGUUUUGUCAUUUUGUGGUAUCAUUUGGUCAAUUCAGCUUGGGAUCACGGUUGGUAGGAGUUUGUCGGUCAAAGUAAUUACAUGGUCAUGGUUGAAAAUCAGUUCGUAGUGGAGAUUGGUUGAGUGGUUUAAUUGCAGUCCUGAAGUCGCCCAACAUCACUCAGUCUUGCCGUUUGCCGCUUCGGUGAUCCAUAUCCGUUCUGGCUCUUCGUUCUGCCUCCAAUCAUCGCUCAGGACCGGUUCUUCCUGUUAGCAUAAUAGUCAACCUCAAGCUCAAGAUUCAUCAAUUGUGGUUGUUGGUUUUCUUAACCAACAUCGCAGUCAUGACAUUGAAAGCAAUCAUGAUUGGCAGUGGUCAUCUCUUCAAUAACUAGUGUUGGGGAGUUACAGCUUUCGUCAACAAAAUUGUCAAGUCAUAAAGCGAGGCUGUCACGAUCCCAGUAGCGAUCAUCCCCUCAGCAUUCAACAUCGGUCAAUGUUGAGUCAUCACCAUUCUAACUUUCAAGCUGGGCAUUCACAUCGUUCAUGCGUCAGCUUGAGGGGGAGAAUAGGGCAUCAUCAUACGUGGUCAAUCAGUUAAGCAUAUCGACGAUGGUGUAUCAGUCAAGGAGGUUCCCCAGUCUUGUUCAAGAGAGGUGAUAGUCAGAAGUCUCUCAAUCUAUCUCAUUCAAGAGAGGCGCAGUCAACAGCCUCUCAGUCAAUCUCAUCCAGGUAGAGGUGCAGUCAACCGCCUCCACCAUAUCGUUCGGAUAGAACCAAUCAAUCAUCUCCGUCAAGUCAUUCAAGAGACGUAGUCAACCGUCUCUGUCUGGUCGUUUAAGAGACGUAGUCAACCGUCUCCAUCACGACGUUCAAGAAGAUGCAGUCAACCGUCUUCGUCAGGUUAUUCAAGGGAGAGAGUCAGUCGUCUCCAAAUCAAUCUCGUCCGAGAUGUUAUUCAUCUCGAGUUUUGUUGUUCAAGCUUGUCAUGCUUGUUCGUCACAUUUCCUUUUUCAAGCUCGACAUUCUUGUCACUCAUGUCUUCGCUUGAGGGGGAGUGUUGAGGAUAUUAAUUAUUUAGUAAAAAAUAAUUAAUUCCUUGUCCUCCAAGUCCCUUGUUUCCUUGUCCUUGUCAAAGAAGGAAACCUGGUUGUCAUUAGGGUUUUAACCCUAAGUCUCUCUAUAUAAGCUUAGCUACGAGAUUGUCGUAAGCAAGCCGUCACAGUGUAGUCCCUAAUAAAAUAUCAGUUGUGAGCUCGUUCCGAGCUCACCGUGGAUUAGUCUCGAUCAAUCAAUCGAUCGAGGAUACCACGUAAAAUCUUGUCAACUGUUCUUUCGUUCUUCUGCGUCAUCAAAUACUAAGAAAAGUAAGUAAAUUAU